Messenger RNA from Funneliformis geosporum, 249 nucleotides. NCBI's taxonomy places the organism in Eukaryota, Fungi, Glomeromycota, Glomeromycetes, Glomerales, Glomeraceae. The record is from the annotation of a GenBank genome assembly.
GCUCAAUUGAUUACAAUGUAUCAGCGACCAGGAUUUGAAUCACUUUUGAAAAAAUGUACCAAUCAGGAUGAUACUGAACUGAUAACUGAUAUUUAUGAAGGAGAAAUUUGGAAAACUUUCCCAUUGCAAAUUGACACACCUGAUUCUUCUUGUGGCAUCAUAUAUGGUCCCAAAGAGGUAAAGUUACAUCGGAUAAACCACUACCUUUCCCCGAUAGUGGAUGAAUUAUUAGAAUUGUGGAAUGGAUAU